CGGUUCUUACCUCUGCGUAGACGAACAGCGGCAGGACCAGAACCGCCAGCAGCAGGUCCGAAAACGCCAAACUGACGAUGAAGUAGUUGGUGGUGGUUUUCAGAGCUUUCUCCAGGUACACGCUGAUACACACGAGCACGUUCCCACAGGUGACGGUCACGAUCAGUACGACCCCGAAUAUGAGCGCGGGGAGGCUGUGGUCGGGGGCCACAGCUGCGGGCAGAGUGCGGUUCAGCUCAGCGGAGACCUCCGGCAUCUUGGCCGCUGCUCGGCGGUGCGCCGCCGCAGACUGACGCGCACUUGAUCCGACAAAGAGCGGCUCUCCCCGGGGCAGAUUUCAUCUAUGAGCCGAGUCCAGCAGCUCCGAGACCGGCUGGAGAGGCUCAGGUGUGGUCUGGAGAGGCUCAGGUGUGGUCUGGAGAGGCUCAGGUCUGGUCUGGAGAGGCUCAGGUCUGGUCUGGUGAGGCUCAGGUCUGGUCUGGCAGAGGUAGCUCAGCUCAAAGCCGUGCGCGCUCCGCUCUCUGAACGCAGAUCCGCGCAUUUCCCGGGAACCAGACAGCAGGACCGCGUCUUCUCCCAGAUCCAGACCCCGGUUCUCUUUGACAUGAAGUCCACAGAUACCGGUUCACUCUGCUGGUACUACAUGGAUCGGUUUCCUGUCGGCUCCUCAGCCUGGUCCUGAAGGAACAACUUUAGUGAGAGGAGGAAUCAGAGCCGAGCUUAAAUCCAUCUGCGUAAAUCAGAUUACUGAGUGUCUGCUGUCCAAUCCCUGAGCAGGAGGGAGCAGGAGAGAGCAGGAGAGAGCAGGAGAGAGCAGGAGGGAGCAGGAGAGAGCAGGAGAGAGCAGGAGGGAGCAGGAGAGAGCAGGAGAGAGCAGGAGGGAGCAGGAGAGAGCAGGAGGGAGCAGGGGGGAGCAGGAGACCCACCAACUCCACA
Messenger RNA from Xyrichtys novacula (pearly razorfish), 936 nucleotides. The record is from the annotation of a GenBank genome assembly. NCBI's taxonomy places the organism in Eukaryota, Metazoa, Chordata, Actinopteri, Labriformes, Labridae.